Messenger RNA from Ochlerotatus camptorhynchus, 2166 nucleotides. Its product is annotated as zinc finger and SCAN domain-containing protein 12-like. The coding region runs from base 80 to 2095 and encodes 671 amino acids. Gene Ontology annotation, molecular function: zinc ion binding; RNA polymerase II cis-regulatory region sequence-specific DNA binding; DNA-binding transcription repressor activity, RNA polymerase II-specific. NCBI's taxonomy places the organism in Eukaryota, Metazoa, Arthropoda, Insecta, Diptera, Culicidae. Gene Ontology annotation, biological process: regulation of transcription by RNA polymerase II. Gene Ontology annotation, cellular component: nucleoplasm; nucleus. The record is from RefSeq and is a predicted model, not a curated record. The transcript has 2 exons.
UCUUCUAUUGUAAGCAGUUCACGUUGGAAAAAGUGCUACGAACAUAGUGCACAAUACUCCCUUGCCCAGAUCACCCAGCAUGGCUAAAUGCUGUGCUGUGACCAACUGUGAAGCGUCCAACAGGGACUUCGGUACGGUCCUAUUCUGCUUUCCGAAGGCCGAAGACCUGCGCCGACAAUGGAUCAAAGCCCUGGGCAAACCGGAAUCAUGGACCGUCCCGGAAUUGGCUUUCGUCUGUUGGAGCCACUUCGAAAGUAAGGACAUUCUGCAGGACGAGAGUAGCUUCCGACGCUCGGCGGAUGCCGUCCCAUCGCAGUAUCUCAACGGUGAGUUGUUUCAUCCAGAUUCGGAGUAUUUCUGUCGGUUUUGUGCCCGGAAGCUGUUCAGCGAACUGAUGGGAACCAACAUAAACGAUAUCAACCGAUCGGAGGACGCUGGGAAGUUUCUUAACCUUCUACUGUCCGAUGGAAACGACCGAGGCUUGUCCAAUCUGGCAUGCGACGAAUGUAUUAUGCACAUCAAGCUGACGAUAAGGUUCAUUCGUAAUUGCGCCAAAGCUACCAGGGAACUAGAGGACAUUGCUAGGAAGCGGGCUUUGAAGCCUGCGGAUCCCAAAACAAAACCGGAAGUCAAAUCCGAGAUGGAUGAAUUUGGGGAAAUUCUAGUGGAUAGCAUUCAAUCUGAAAUAAAAGUGGAAGUGGCUAGCUUGGGAGGAAUGAGCGAUCGGGAUGAUAACUUCUCAGACACGGAAGAUGACAUUCCGUUGGCGGUGAAAUUCAAGCAAGAGUUAACGGAAAAUGAACUGAAAUGCUCUUACUGUUCUUUUAACUGUUCGAGACGAAUACAGCUAGCUAGUCACAUGAAGAAGCAUCGCGACAUAAUCCCGCAAAGAAAGUUUAGCUGUUCCUAUUGUGAUUUCACAUGUACCAAAGCUGUCCAGAUGGACAGUCACAGGAAGAAGCAUAAAAAGAAGAAACAGCAGUUGAUGCAAGAGGAACUACCAAAAAAUGACAAGUCGAAAGAAGUGGAGAAUCAAGAGGAGCAAUCUCACAAAACUUCCCAGUCGGAUGAUUCUUCGGAAGAAAACAACUCUUCCGAAAUCCUCAAAUGUUCCGAGUGUCCAUACACGUGUACGCGAAUAAUACAGUUGGCCAGUCACAAGAAGAAACACUCUGGUUAUAAGCACAAAAGAGCCCAGUGGGACGAGAAAAAGAAGGUUAAGGACAUCUACGAGUGCGAAUUUUGCGAUUUUAAAUGCAAACAACGCCGCCAAAUGGCGGGUCAUCGGGCGUCUCAUUCCGAGCUAAUCAGGAAAUCCAAACCUUCCGGUAAAGAGCGCGACCACAUGUGCUCGAUCUGCGGCAAGAUCCUGUCAACGCGGGGCUCGUUCUUCGUGCACAUGAAGUACCACAACGAUCAGCGGGACUAUCCGUGCAGCAUGUGCGAUAAGAAGUUCUACUCCAAGCGGGACGUUACGAUGCACAUAGAGUCUCUGCACCAGAAGAAAAUUUUCGAGUGCGAGAUUUGCGGCGUCAAGUGCACCUGGAAGAAUGCACUCAAUAAGCACAUGCGAAAGCACAACUCAAGCUCGUACAAGCAUGAGUGUUCGUACUGUGGCAAGAAGUUUAUGGCCGCGAACGAGCUGCGGUUGCACGUCUGGCGACACACCGGACAGCAGCUGACGUGCGACAUUUGCGGAGCGGGAUACAGAUUUAACUUCUUGCUAACCCAGCAUAAAAUCCGCGCUCAUGGCAUGCAGAUAGAAGGCGUACAACUGUACAAACGCUUCCGAAAGGACAGACCUGCCGGCAGUAAACAAACCUCGUCCGACACCGACAUGACACCACUGGAAGCAACCUCAGAUACCGCCGCUGCAAUACCGCCAAUGCAGGUUCAACCUUUACCCCUAGCUGAGCAUCGACCAUCGGUGGAAGAAACAUCCAGUUCGUCGUACUCUUCCGACAUGCCAACCAACUAUCCACACCCGACUGCAGUUGGACCUCACCUGCCGGUACCUUUUCAUCCUCUGGGGUCCCAAGUGAUGCCCUCUGGGACCUGCCAGAACAGUCUCUUCAGUCAGGUUAGUAAUUAUUGAAAAUUGGAUUUCGAAGCAGAGAUCUACCAGUGCGCAAAUUAUCGACAUCUAAAUUCGUUUAAUUAAAUGGA